Drosophila ficusphila is the source of this 1695-nucleotide messenger RNA. RefSeq lists its product as uncharacterized. The record is from RefSeq and is a predicted model, not a curated record. Gene Ontology annotation, cellular component: extrinsic component of mitochondrial inner membrane. The transcript is spliced from 5 exons. NCBI's taxonomy places the organism in Eukaryota, Metazoa, Arthropoda, Insecta, Diptera, Drosophilidae. The annotation marks the transcript as partial.
UCAACAAAAAUAGAAAGGGGCAUACAUUUGGGCUUGUGUCCGCCGCGAUGAGAAGCGAUGGCUGGUGGCCAAUUGAAUCGAGGCGGAUCGCAGAUCUCAGACCAAGAACAAUGCGCAUUCUUUAUUGUUCGUUCAAUUGGGUAACGUGCUCUGUCUAAUUUUGCAUUCGACAUAACAUAAAACCCAAAAAAUAUGAAUCAGUCGGGGAUGCAUAAAAAGAAGCCAAGGAUACGGAAUCGCCAGCGGAACAAGAUAAACCAGUUGCAUUCGGAACAAGAGGAAAACCUUAAUCUAUCUGCUCCCAAAAGUGAUGAAGUUAAUAGGAGAGUUUCUCCCAUUAAAAAUGACAUCCCAGUUGAAAGAUCUCCUAAAAGUGCUUCGCCAAAAAGUGACAAAAGUGACUUCCAGGUGGAAACUCCACCGAAAAGUGAUCAUUCUCAGUUGGAAAACUCGAAAGAGAACGAAACCAUCAGGCUAAUUCAGCAACUAUUACGUAGAAAAUUAUUGGCCAAUAAUAAUACAGCCCCAAUAAACGAACCUGUGCCAGUUAAUAUUCAACCUAAAGUAGUUAGCCAAUCAAAAGAAUCAAAAACGGAAGAAAAGAAACCAAAGGUGGCUUCUGCCCCAGAAACUCACAAAAUUCCAGUAGAAUCCAAGGUAACCGGAAAUCCUUUUAAGGAUGUAAAACCUGAGGAAAUGGAUGACCUUCUAAAAUGUUUGGGUACCAAAUUGCAAAAGGGAACUGGAGACUUGCCAGCUGCGGCGUUAAUCAGCAACCUGGGCAAACUUUUCAGCCAAGCUCCUCCAAGCGAUGUGGAAUCAUCCGAUGACGAGGCGGAGGAGUACGUGGAGUACAUCUACAAGCCAAGGCAAUAUUUUAUGGCCUCAUUAUGCAAUCUGUGCAAGGCGGACCUGUGUGCUCAAAAGCGGAUACCCUGCUCUCGUUGUGGACUGAGCUACUACUGCAGCGGUGGCCACAUGAAAGACGACCAGGAGCACCGGCAGUUGUGCUACGCCCUGCGCCAAACGGUGGACCGCAACGGUCACGAAAUGUUCUACAAGUGCGGCGACUUCAGUGGCGAGCAGUUCCGUUCCUACCGGAUCGUGUGCAUCCGCCAGGUGGAAAAGGAGAUGAAUCGCCAACUCACGGCCACGGAACAGGAGCUGCUCCUCUUUCCAAUGAUCUGUGGCGAACCCAAGUGCCGGGAGAACCGCUUCCAGCGACUCGCCAUCUGCGGAGGAUGCGGCGAGGUGGCCUUCUGCAAGGAUAAGCCCGGUCAUCGGAGCAAGGAGCACGCCAAGUGGUGUGGUUCUUAUCAACUGUUCAAGGCUUUCAUCAUGUUCCAGGCGAAGUUCGGCCGGAUGGAGCCAUCGCUGCCCAACAAGAUACUUCGGGAAUUACCUAUGGCUUGCUCCAACACCAAACACAUGAUGAAGAAACUUAAUUUCAAUGUUACCAAUGAGUGCGAAUAUGCCGCUUUGACUCAGGUUUCCACAGGACCCUUAACUGCCUGGUUUGCCCUAAAACUCUGCGAACGUUUAAGAAACUGUGAGGUAUUAACCCUCCACUUAAUUGGAGCCGAGAUAGAAUUCGAAGUGGAUAUGCUACAGAAAUGGGAACUAUUCCUCCUCCACAUAAUGCCAUCGGUGAAAACCCUAAAUGUGGUUUUUAUUGGACCAGAACUUAAUCCCAAU